AUGCGCCGCUGCCAUGUGUUUCCGCCGGCCGGAGCCCGGUGCUGCACACUCCAGACUCGGGGAGGCCUCCGUCCAGGCCACGCAGCAGAUGCCGAGCUCAAACACACCCACGGUGCCAGGCUAGGAAGGAAACCGCUCCUUUCUCUUUCCAUAAUCUCCUUGGUUCUCACCCAAGCCAGGGCACCGGCCAGCCACCAGGGGGCAGUGUCCACCACGGUUACCCGUGGGAGUGAGGAGAACACUUCCCAGGCCACCCAUGGUCAUAGUCCAUCUGCUGUGCUUGCCUGGCCCCGAGGUGUCCACACCACGUCUGUGCAUGGCCGUGGCCUGCCUGGUCCUGACGUGUCCACGCGGUGGACAGCUCUCAUGUCCUCCCUAUGGAAGACGGUCCUGGUGCUGUGGUUGCUGUCCAGCUCCGCCCUGACCCCCGCACGGGGCCAGGCCAAGAUUCCUCUGGAAACGGUGAAGCUGUGGGCUGACACCUUCGGCGAGGACCUGUACCGCACAGUGACUAAAUACUCCGGCUCCCUCCUGUUGCAGAAGCAAUACCGGGACGCAGAGCGCAGCCUGAAGAUCCAGGAGGUGGACGGUCUGGAGCUAGUGAAGAAGUUCUCCAGAGACAUGGAGGCCAUGCUGCGGAGGAAAGUGGAGGCCGUGCAGAGUCUGGUGGAGGCUGCGGAGGAAGCUGACCUGAACCACGAGUUCAAUGCGUCCCUGGUGUUUGACUACUACAACUCGGUCCUGAUCAACGAGAGAGACGAGAAAGGCAACUUCGUGGAGCUGGGCGCCGAGUUUGUCCUCGAGUCCAACGCUCACUUCAGCAACCUCAGGGUGAACACCUCGGUCAGCAGCGUGCAGCUGCCCACCAACGUGUACAACAAAGACCCGGACAUCCUGAACGGAGUCUACAUGUCGGAGGCCCUGAACCCCGUGUUCGUGGAGAACUUCCAGAGGGACCCCACACUCACCUGGCAGUACUUCGGCAGUGCCACAGGGUUCUUCCGGAUCUACCCGGGUAUAAAAUGGACGCCUGAUGAGAACGGAGUCAUUGCCUUCGACUGCCGGAACCGAGGCUGGUACAUACAGGCGGCCACCUCCCCCAAGGACCUGGUGGUGCUGGUGGACGUGAGCGGCAGCAUGAAGGGGCUGAGGCUGGCCAUUGCCAAGCACACGGUCACCACCAUCCUGGACACGCUGGGCGAGAAUGACUUCCUCAACAUCAUCGCGGUGACUGCUGGCUCUGGCUCCCUCGUCCAGGCCGACCGGGACAAUCGUGAGCACUUCAAGCAGCUGGUGGACGAGCUCAUGGUGAAGGGUGUGGGAGUCGUGAGCCAGGCCCUGACCGAAGCCUUCCAGAUCCUGAAGCAGUCCCGGGAGGCCGGGCGGGGCAGCCUCUGUAACCAGGCUGUCAUGCUCAUCACCGACGGCGCCGUGGAGGACUACGAGCCGGUGCUGGAGACGUACAACGUGCCCGACCGCAAGGUCCGGGUUUUCACGUACCUCAUUGGCAGAGAGGUGACCUUUGCGGAUCGUAUGAAGAGGAUCGCCUGCAACAACAAAGGCUACUACACCCAGAUCUCCACGCUGGCCGACGCCCAGGAGAGUGUCAUGGAGUACCUGCACGUGCUCAGCCGCCCCAUGGUCAUCAACCACGACCACGAUGUCAUCUGGACGGAGGCCUACAUGGACAGCAAGCUCUUCACCUCGAAGGCACAGAGCCUGACCCUCCUGACCACGGUGGCCAUGCCAGUCUUCAGCAAAAAGAACGAGACCCGGGCCCACGGCAUCCUGCUGGGCGUGGUGGGCUGCGAUGUGACCCUGCGGGAGCUCAUGAAGCUGGCGCCCCGCUACAAGCUCGGGGUGCACGGCUACGCCUUCCUGAACACUAACAACGGGUACAUCCUCUCGCACCCGGACCUCCGGCCCCUGUACAGGGAGGGGAAGAAGCUGAAGCCCAAGCCCAACUACAACAGCGUGGACCUCUCCGAGGUGGAGUGGGAAGACCAGGCCGAAGCCCUGCGGACCGCCAUGAUCAACCGGGAGACGGGCUCUCUGAACAUGAGCGUGCAGGUCCCGCUGGACAGAGGGAAGCACAUCCUCUUCCUGACCAACGACUACUUCUUCACAGACAUCAAGGAGACCCCUUUCAGCUUGGGUGUGGUUCUGACCCGGGGCCACGGGGAGUACAUCCUUCUGGGAAACACGUCGGUGGAGGAAGGUGACGAGGAGCUGGUGCGGGAGGUUCUGUUCGAUGCGGUGGUGACGGCGCCCUUGGAGGCCUACUGGACGGCGCUGGCGCUCAACAUCUCCGACGAGGAGGGGCCCGGCGUGGACGUGGCCUUCCUGGGCACCAGGGCCGGACUCCUCCGAAGAAGCUCCUUCGUGGGCUCGGAGAAGAUCUCUGACAGGAAGUUCCUGACGCCCCAGGACGAGGCCAGCGUGUUCACGGCCGACCACUUCCCCCUGUGGUACCGCCUGGCCUCGGAGCAGCCCGCGGGCAGCUUUGUCUACAGUCUCCACUGGGCCGAAGGACCAGAGAGUCCGGGGGACCCAGUGGCAGUGACGGCCAGCACGGCUGUGGCGGUGACCGUGGACCGGCGGACGGCCAUUGCGGCAGCCGUGGGCAUCCAGAUGCAGGUGGACCUCCUCCGGAGCCUGUUCGGGAAGGCCACACAACAGUGCGGCGCUGUGGACCGACCCUGCCCGGAGAGCUGCGAGGACGGCGGUCUGGACUGCUACGUCAUCGACAACAACGCCUUCAUCCUGGUGUCCCCGAGGCCUCACGAGGUGAGCCAUGGGCCGGGCGUGGUGCCCACAGCCCCGACAGAGCCCGGGGGCGUGGGGGUGACCAUGUACGACUACCAGGCCAUGUGCAAGGCCCCGGCCCAGCGGCCCAGCGCCGCCCAUCCGCUGGCCAGCCCGCUCUCCGCCUGCCUCGCCCUGGCUCGCUGGCUGCUGCAUGAGCUGCUGCUGUCCCUGCUGGAGUGGAGCUCCUGGGGCUCCUGGCUGGACAGAGGGGCGGAGGCCAAAGCCGUCUUCCAUCACAACGCCUCGGUCAAGUGUGAGCGCAUGCGCUCCCAGAAGCCCCGGCGGCGCCCGGACGCCUGCCAUGCCUUCCACCCCGAGGAGAACGCGCAGGACUGUGGAGGCGCCUCGCACACCCGGCCCUCACUCCCGCUGCUCCUGCUCACCACGUGGGGAUGGCUGCCGGCGCCCCGGCUGCUGUGA
This is a messenger RNA of Dipodomys ordii (Ord's kangaroo rat), 3228 nucleotides long. RefSeq names its product calcium channel, voltage-dependent, alpha 2/delta subunit 4 (gene Cacna2d4). Gene Ontology annotation, cellular component: voltage-gated calcium channel complex. NCBI's taxonomy places the organism in Eukaryota, Metazoa, Chordata, Mammalia, Rodentia, Heteromyidae. The coding region runs from base 1 to 3228 and encodes 1075 amino acids. The transcript has 35 exons. The record is from RefSeq and is a predicted model, not a curated record. Gene Ontology annotation, molecular function: voltage-gated calcium channel activity.